UUGCCGGUAGUCCGUGCUGUGGUACUCGCGGGGUUUCACGUCCUUAGCGUACUGUGCGUUCUCUGUGUUAAGUGUGUGUGUGUUUGUUAUAGAGUGUUUUAUUGUGCUUUAUCCUGUAAGGUUUUCGAGAUCUGUGACCGAAGGUUUGACAAAACUAAAGUGCGCGUUCGUGCUCAGUUUGCCGUGUCCAGUGGCUCGCAGAGACCUUAUAAUGGGGUCCUGCGGAAGACUUCUGCUGGCCCUUAUCUUCACGUUCGCCACCAAGGUGUUGUGUGAAGAUGAUACAACUAUGGGACCAAUGUUUAUCAAAGAACCAGAAAACCGAGUGGACUUUUCAAAUACGACUGGAGCUACCGUUGAAUGUACUGCUAGAGGAAGUCCUAGGCCUGAAAUUAUUUGGAUUCGAGCUGACGGUACUGCUGUUGGAGACGUGCCUGGAUUACGACAAGUGAAAGGAGAUGGAAAUUUAGUAUUCCCACCUUUUCGAGCAGAAGAUUAUAAACAAGAAGUACACGCUCAAGUUUAUAUCUGUAUGGCGAAAAAUCGUGUUGGAGUAAUACAUUCUAGGGAUGUAAAUGUUCGAGCUGUAAUUGAAGAAUUAUACAGGAGUGAAGUAAAUAAUGAAUACGUUAUACGGGGAAAUUCAGUUGUAUUAAAGUGUAGCAUUCCACCGUUUAUUGCGGAUUUUGUGACCGUGGUGUCCUGGCAAGAUAAUAUUGGAAACAUGUACUAUGUAUCCUUAAAUGAUGGAAAUACUGUAAACCCAACAAACAGUUAUGAUGGAAAAUAUUUGGUAUUACCUUCUGGAGAAUUACAUAUUCGUGAUGUAACACCUGAGGAUGGAACUAAGUCUUAUCAAUGUCGAACUAAACAUAGACUAACUGGAGAAACAAGGCUUAGUGCAACCAAAGGAAGAUUAGUUAUCACAGAUCCCCAAACAAGUAUUUCGCCCAAAAUUAAAAAAGAAGAGCUUGUGAUUCUCAUUGGAAAACCAUUUAUGGUUGAAUCAUAUAUAUCAAUGGUUUGUUCUGCUCAGGGAUAUCCUAGUCCUUAUUUUCGGUGGUACAAGUUUCUUGAAGGUUCUAAUAAAAAGCAAGCAGUGAUAUUAGAUGACAGAAUUAAACAAGUUUCUGGAACAUUGAUAAUUCGUGAAGCUAAAGUUGAAGACUCUGGUAAAUAUUUAUGUGUCGUCAAUAAUUCUGUUGGUGGCGAAAGUGUGGAAACUGUACUGACCGUUACUGCUCCAUUAAAUGCAAUUGUUGAACCCACCAUACAAACUGUGGAUUUUGGAAGACCUGCGACUUUGACUUGCAACUAUGAAGGGAAUCCUGUAAAAACAAUAUCUUGGUUAAAAGAUGGUAAACGGUUGAACUCUCACGAUGGAAGAGUAUUAAGAAUUGAUUCUGUUCGCAAAGAAGACAAAGGCAUGUAUCAGUGUUUUGUGAGGAAUGAGCAGGAAAGCUCUCAAGGUAGUGCUGAACUCAAAUUAGGAGGACGAUUUGAACCACCACAUAUUAAAGAAUAUUUCAAUGAUAAUACAAUGCAACCAGGAGUAUCUUUGCACUUGAAAUGUAUUGCAUCUGGAAAUCCAACACCUGAGAUUAAUUGGGAAUUAGAUUCCAAACGCCUAAGCAGCACAGAAAGACUUCGUAUUGGACAACAUAUUACAAUGGCGGGUGAAGUAGUUUCCUAUCUCAAUAUAUCAUCAGUUCACACUAACGAUGGUGGUCACUACAAAUGUGUAGCUGUAUCUAAAGUUGGUACAGCAGAACACACUGCACAUCUCAAUGUAUACGGACUUCCUUUUAUUAGACCAAUGGAUAAGAAAAAUAUUGUAUCAGGAGAAAACCUUUUUGUUACUUGUCCAGUAGCUGGAUAUCCAUUAGAAUCAAUUUCAUGGGAAAGAGAUAAUCGACAACUUCCUAUCAAUCGCAAACAAAAAGUAUUUCCAAAUGGUACAUUAAUAAUUGAAAAUGUGGAAAGAUCUUCAGAUCAGGCCACGUACACAUGUGUUGCUCGCAAUGCUCAAGGACAUACUGCUAAAGGAAAUCUAGAAGUGCAAGUUAUGGUACCUCCUCGUAUCGUUCCAUUCAACUUUGAUGAACCAAUAUAUUCCGGCCAAUCAGCUCAAAUCACAUGCUUAGUGUCUGAGGGUGAUACUCCUUUGAAUAUAUCUUGGUGGUUUCGCAAAUCUGAUAACUCUGAAUUAAUACCAUUACCUAAUGGUAUAACAGUGAAUAAAAUGGGUACUAAAUUAUCCAUGCUAUUCAUUGAGUCCACUUCUUCAUAUUUCGCUGGGAGUUACGCAUGUAUUGUUGAAAACAGAGCAGGGACUUCCAAGUACACAUCAACACUGAAUGUCCAUGUUCCUCCGAGAUGGAUACUCGAACCUACCGAUAAAGCAUUUGCACAAGGAGGUGAUGCAAAAAUUGAAUGUAAAGCAGAUGGAUUUCCUAAGCCUCAAGUAACAUGGAAGAAAGCCAUUGGUAAUUCUCCUGGAGAUUAUAAAGACAUUAAGGAUCUGAAACCAGGCAGUGAUGAUAUUAAAGUUGAUGAAGGAACAUUGUCUAUCCAUAAUAUUCAAAAAAACCAUGAAGGUCACUAUUUAUGUGAAGCUGUGAAUGGAAUUGGUUCUGGACUUUCUGCUGUGAUCACUAUUAGUGUUCAAGCGCCACCUCAUUUUGAGAUUAAAGCAAGAAAUCAAACAUCUGAAAAAGGACAGCCCGCUGUUUUAGAAUGCAUGGCAAAAGGAGAGAAACCUAUUGGAAUUGUGUGGAAUAUGAAUAACAAACGACUAGAUUCUAAGGAAGAAGAAAGAUACACUAUACGUGAAGAAAUAUUAACAGAUGGAGUAAAGUCUGACUUGAGCAUCAAAAGAUCUGAGCGAAUUGAUACCGCUGCUUUUACGUGUGUUGCUACUAAUUCAUUUGGAAGUGAUGAUUCGAGUAUUCAACUUAUUGUUCAAGAGGUACCUGAGAUUCCAUUUGGUUUGAAAGUAUUAGAUAAGUCUGGCCGAACUGUUCAAUUAUCUUGGUUAGCUCCGUAUGAUGGAAAUUCGCCCAUAACUCGUUACAUAGUCGAAUACAAAUUAUUAAAAGGUACUUGGGAAAGUGAUGUUCAAAAAGGAGAAGCCACAGGAGAUAAAACUGAGAUGAGUGUAGUAAAUCUUCAUCCAGCUACUACUUACCAUUUUAGAAUUGUAGCAGAAAAUGGAGUAGGCGUUUCUAAGCCUUCUGAUCCAGUUACCAUAAUUACUUCAGAAGAAGCACCUAGUGGAAAACCAACUAGUGUCCGCGUUGAUCCUAUCGAUGAAAAUACUUUAAAAGUAAUGUGGAAAGCUCCAGAACGUAGUGAUUGGAAUGGUGAAAUUCAAGGAUAUUAUGUUGGAUACAAACAAUCAUCAUUAGUCGAUAGUAAAUUUGUGUUCGAAACUGUUGAAUUUAGUAAAGAAGAAGGAAAAGAACACUAUUUUGAAAUAUUGAAUCUUAAAACAUACACUCAAUACACAAUAGUUGUGCAAGCAUUCAACAAAUUGGGUGCUGGACCAAUGUCUGAUGAGAUUAAACAGUAUACUUCUGAAGGUGUACCAGAACAACCACCACAUGAUACGACUUGUACUACCUUGACAUCUCAAACGAUUCGAAUUUCUUGGGUAUCACCACCACUAUAUACUGCAAAUGGAGUUAUUAAAGGGUAUAAAGUAAUUUAUGGACCUAGUGAUUCUUGGUUUAAUGAAAGUACAAAAGAUACCAAAAUAACAGUGUCAAGUGAAACAAUUUUACAUGGCCUUAAAAAGUUCACAAAUUAUAGUAUGGAAGUAUUAGCGUUUACUGCCGGUGGAGAUGGUGUUCGUGCUCCUAGAAUAUAUUGUCAAACUGAACAAGAUGUCCCGGAAUCACCUGCUGCUCUGAAAGCUUUAGUUAUGUCUACUGAAUCAGUUUUAGUUAGCUGGAAACCUCCUGCAGAACCCAAUGGAGAAAUCAAUCAAUACACAGUUUACAUUAAACCAAGUGGUGAUAGUAAAGAUAAAGAACCAACUGCACAUAAAGUUGCUGCAAAUCAAAUGAGUUUUGAAGCAUCUGGACUUAUUAAACAAGAUCCAUAUGAAUUCUGGGUUACCGCAUCUACCAACAUCGGUGAAGGACAACCCACUAAAUCAAUUGUUAUUGCACCCAGUACUCGAGUUCCUGCUAUGAUUGCAUCUUUCGAUGAUUCAUUUGUUGCAACAUACCGUGAAGAUGUAAAACUUCCAUGUUUGACUGUUGGCGUACCAGCUCCUGAAAUUUCGUGGAAAGUCAAAGGUGCUCCUCUCGAAAGCAAUGACCGUAUUCGUCAGUUACCUGAAGGUUCUUUAUUAAUUAGAUCAGUCACAAGAACUGAUGCUGGAGAAUAUUCUUGUUUUGUAGAAAAUUCUUUUGGCAAAGAUAAAAUUACACAUCAUAUUAUUGUUUUAGCCCCACCACAUAAACCACAAAUUACUGUUGGAGCAACAACAUCUAAUACAAUAACAUUAAAUCUAAAACCACAUGCUGCUGAUAAAGAACCAAUCCACGGAUAUACAAUUAAAUAUAAACCUGAGUUUGGUGAUUGGCAAACAGUUCAAGUGGCUGCUAAGGCUGAUAAAUUUACUCUAGAAAACUUGUGGUGUGGUUCUCGUUAUCAAAUAGCCGUGACUGCAUAUAACUUAAUUGGUACUGGCGAUGAAUCAGAUUUAUUAAACACAAAAACUACAGGUUCAAAACCAAAAAUUCCUGAAGCAAGCAAAUUUAUUGAAGUGUCGGCAACAAGUGUAACGUUGCAUUUAAAUGCUUGGUUAGAUGGUGGCUGUCCUAUGUUAUACUUCGUAGUAGAACAUAAAAAAAAACUGCAGUCAGAAUGGACUCAAGUUUCAAAUAAUGUAAGGCCCGGUGGAAAUUUUGUAGUACUUGAUUUGGAUCCUGCCUCAUGGUAUCAUUUGAGAGUAACUGCUCAUAAUAAUGCUGGAUUUUCAGUGGCUGAAUAUGAAUUUGCUACAUUGACGUUGAGUGGUGGUACUGUUGCCCCCCCUGUUCAAGAUGUCACAUCUAUUUAUACGUACUUGCCAUGGAUACCAAAAUGGAUUGACUUAAAUGUAGUGGUGCCGACAGCUGCAACAAUUAUAGUCAUUUUUGUUGGUAUAAUUGUGGUUUGUUUUGCUUGGUCUCGUAGAGUUCAUGAAAAUGGACAAACUAGAUUGCGAGAUGAUAUGACCGUCUAUAAUCAAUCAAUGAUUAUGGGAGGCAAUACACUUGACAAGAGACAUGCAGAUUUCAACGACGAACUUGGUUACAUAGCACCUCCCAAUCGCAAGCUCCCACCUGUCCCCGGAUCAAAUUACAAUACUUGUGAUAGAAUUAAACGAGGUUUUCCUGGUCCCUACCACGGUCAUGGUACAUGGAACCCUAGAGCACGUCAUAUGUAUGAAGAACUUAAUGGUAGUAAUCCUAGGUGCAGGGGGCAUUUGCCCCCAUGCCCAGGAUCCGACGAGACAAUGUACACCAGGUGUAGAGGAAUUGAUGGUGAAGACAUAUGCCCAUAUGCUACAUUCCAUUUACUCGGUUUUCGUGAAGAGAUGGAUCCUACUAAAAUGCCAUUCCAAACAUUCCCUCAUCCCAAUGGACAUUGUGGUACAAUUGGACCUGGAGGAACUAUUCCUGGUAACGGUAUUAUGCAUCAAUGUCCAGGAACCCAAACAAUGCCUCGAAAUGGACGUUAUUCACGUGUAGGUGGAGCAAAUUCUAUGUUUUCACCUGAGUAUGAUGAUCCCGCUAAUAUGGGCGAUGAAUAUGGUAGUCAAUAUGGACAAUAUGGAGCUCCUUAUGAGCAGUAUGAGAGUCGUGCUUCAAUGGCUGGACGCAGUAUUGGGAGCCCAGAACCACCUCCACCCCCACCACGUAAUCACGAUCCAAAUGUUAGUAAUACAAGUAAUGAAGCUAAUGACUCUAAAGAAAGCAAUCAAAUUUCUGAAGCAGAAUGUGAUCAACAUCAACAACCAGCUGCUAAUCAGAAUCCUGGUGCGCAUUUGAAGGGCAAUACCAAGGAUGGUUUGACCACUGAAGAACUUCGAAAACUCAUAGAAAGGAAGCCAAACGAAGCCGCAGCAGGACAACAACGCCUCCAAAGCGGAGGGCUCACAACCUACGAUACUGUGGCAGUGUAACCUCUAGUCAGACUACAACUAAUAUAUCAACAUUUAAAAUUAACUACGAAACCAAAAUCUUUCUCCCUAAAUAGGUACUUGUAUUGCACUUUUAACUAUAAUGAAUUUUUAACAGAAUUAUUUAUGCACAGAAUAUAAUAAAUAUUAAUAUGAUAUUAGAAUCAAAUAAUAAAGUCCCAAUUAUGAAUGUUUUUUACUAUAAGAAUCCAAGUGUUGUGUUUUUUUUUUCGCUUUAGUGGUUGAGAUAAUUGAUAUUAUGUCCUAUUUUAAAAUUUAAUUAUGUGUAAAGAUCUGUGAAUAUUAGGUUUAUUUUUUUUAUUUUAGUAGCUCUUUCGG
Molecule: messenger RNA, 6514 nt
Organism: Sipha flava (yellow sugarcane aphid)
Lineage: Eukaryota; Metazoa; Arthropoda; Insecta; Hemiptera; Aphididae
Gene: Dscam1
Product: Down syndrome cell adhesion molecule-like protein Dscam2
Exons: 36
Coding region: 212-6178 (1988 amino acids)
Biological process (GO): axon guidance; homophilic cell-cell adhesion; dendrite self-avoidance
Cellular component (GO): axon; plasma membrane
Molecular function (GO): cell-cell adhesion mediator activity
Source: RefSeq, a predicted model, not a curated record